Brassica oleracea var. oleracea is the source of this 1280-nucleotide messenger RNA. Its product is annotated as protein GIGAS CELL1. Gene Ontology annotation, cellular component: nucleus. Bases 199 to 960 code for a protein of 253 amino acids. NCBI's taxonomy places the organism in Eukaryota, Viridiplantae, Streptophyta, Magnoliopsida, Brassicales, Brassicaceae. The transcript has 3 exons. Gene Ontology annotation, biological process: negative regulation of ubiquitin protein ligase activity; regulation of nuclear division. The record is from RefSeq and is a predicted model, not a curated record.
AAAUUGCUCUCUCCAGACACGUGACUAGGUGAGCGCGUCUCUCUCUCACUCUCGCACGUGCGAACGUUUUGAUUUGUUUAUAAUCCCGCUCCUCUGAGAGAUCGUAACUCACUCUCUUCCCCCAGAAUACUCGCCGCUUCAAGAGUUUCAUCAGUUCAUCAAUCGCUUACUGAAGAUUCAGAGCCACCGGAUCUUAAAAUGGCAGAGGCAAGAGACCGAUUGGAGAAGCCGGUGGAUUACGCGGCGAUAUUUGCCAACAGACGCAGUCGCGGUGUGUUGCUCGACGACGAGCCAGCCUCGCGUCUCGGUGUGUUCGAACAUCCAGUUCGCAGAUUGCCAUCGGGUUCUCGCGUGCCUGGAUCUUUGGUUGGAGGCAAUUACAGUUCAUGGAGGCCUGGUCAUGGGAAUGGGAGCGGGAGUGGUCAGAGUCAGUUUAGAUCCUCCCAGGGAAGAGAGAACGUGCCUAUGGCGUCUGCUAGGCGUGAAAGAGGUGGCGCUUCACGGAGUUUGUUACCUUCUUGGUACCCAAGGACGCCUCUACGUGAUAUAACCCACAUUAUGCGGGCUAUUGAGAGAAAAAGAAGAGCUGGUAUGGGAGUAGACAGUGGCCUUGGGGCUGAGACUCCAUCUCGCCAACAAGUUCGUGUUCUUGAAACUCCACUAGCAUUGGCGGCAGAUGAGCCCAAUUGCGUAAUGGUGACGCCUGCUCCAGCUGUGGGAUUGAAGCGUAGUUGCCCACCAUCAACUGCUAAAGUCCAUAAGAUGUUGCUUGACAUCACAAAGGAGAUAUCUGAGGAGGAAGAAGAAGCAGGGUUCAUCACUCCCGAGAAGAAGCUACUCAAUUCUAUCGACGUGGUAGAGAAGAUUGUGAUGGCGGAGAUUCAGAAACUGAAGAGCACUCCGCUUGCAAAACGGCAAGAGCGGGAGAAGAGGGUAAAGACUUUGAUGUCUAUGCGAUGAUCCCACACUUAGGACAAGAGACACCGGAGGGAAGGUAUCAGUGAGUACAUCAUCUUCUGAUGAUAUCAAAAUCAAUCAUUAUCAUCUUCUGAUGAUAUUGACUUCGACAAGUCCUUGCGUAUAUCAUUUUCUUAUGAUUCAUUCUACUAGAAAAGUUCAAUCAUCUUGUUGAUGAUUUUGUAAGAUCAGGGAUCAUCUACUGAUGAAUAUAGUUUUGAUAGUUUUACACAUAAUGUUUGGAGUCUCUACUGUAGACAUUUUUCCCUUGUAGAUGAAUCUCGUUCUUGUUGUCACGUUGAAUAAUUGUGAGUUGGUAUGAA